This is a messenger RNA of Dipodomys ordii (Ord's kangaroo rat), 2244 nucleotides long. RefSeq names its product RUN and FYVE domain containing 3 (gene Rufy3). The transcript is spliced from 17 exons. Gene Ontology annotation, cellular component: cytoplasm. The coding region runs from base 316 to 2070 and encodes 584 amino acids. Gene Ontology annotation, molecular function: metal ion binding. Lineage: Eukaryota; Metazoa; Chordata; Mammalia; Rodentia; Heteromyidae. The record is from RefSeq and is a predicted model, not a curated record. Gene Ontology annotation, biological process: regulation of axonogenesis.
UGGGGGAAAAAGGGGUAGAGAAAGAAGAUAAAAGGAGAGGACGCUGGGAGAAGACAAACAUCAUUUUAUUUUGCUACGUGGUAGGAGCUAUCCACAAGAAAAGAUAAGUGUACACUUACUUAUAUUGAUUAGUUGGUUCCAUAAGGUUUUUUUUCCUUGUUUUUGUUUUUCAAAGCUUCCCCUCCACCCCUUUUCCCUGAACGCUUUGUUUCAAAGCUUCAGAUCUGGGGUUUUUGUUGAGAGGAUUUUAUUUAUUUAGUGUGUGUGUGUGUGUGUGUGUGUGUGUGUGUGUAUUGUGGUCCCAGCUGAGUCAUCAUGUCCGCUCUGACACCUCCGACCGAUAUGCCAACCCCCACCACUGACAAGAUCACACAGGCUGCCAUGGAGACCAUCUACCUUUGCAAAUUCCGAGUGUCCAUGGAUGGAGAAUGGCUCUGCUUGCGAGAGCUGGACGACAUCUCACUUACACCUGACCCAGAGCCUACACAUGAAGAUCCUAAUUAUCUCAUGGCUAAUGAACGCAUGAACCUGAUGAACAUGGCCAAGCUGAGUAUCAAAGGCUUGAUUGAAUCAGCUCUGAACCUGGGAAGGACUCUGGACUCUGACUAUGCACCCCUCCAGCAAUUUUUCGUGGUGAUGGAGCACUGUCUAAAACAUGGUUUAAAAGCAAAGAAAACUUUCCUUGGACAAAAUAAAUCCUUCUGGGGACCUCUCGAACUUGUGGAAAAACUUGUUCCAGAAGCUGGAGAAAUAACUGCAAGUGUUAAAGAUCUUCCAGGACUUAAUGAAUUCUAUGAGCCCAAUGCUCUCAUGAUGGAGGAGGAAGGAGCCAUAAUUGCUGGUUUGUUGGUGGGUUUGAAUGUCAUCGACGCCAAUUUCUGUAUGAAAGGAGAAGAUCUGGACUCUCAGGUUGGAGUUAUAGAUUUUUCCAUGUAUCUCAAGGAUGGGAACAGCAGUAAAGGUAGUGAAGGGGAUGGUCAGAUUACUGCAAUUCUGGACCAGAAGAACUAUGUAGAAGAACUCAACAGACAUUUGAAUGCUACUGUAAACAACCUUCAGACAAAAGUAGACACAUUAGAAAAAGCAAACACUAAACUGACUGAAGAGCUUGCUGUUGCAAACAACAGAAUCAUUACCCUACAAGAAGAAAUGGAACGUGUUAAAGAAGAAAGCUCAUACAUACUAGAAUCCAAUCGCAAGGGUCCUAAACCAGACAGAACUACAGAAGGACAAGCACUAAGUGAAGCAAGAAAGCACUUAAAGGAGGAGACACAAUUACGGCUGGAUGUUGAAAAAGAACUGGAAAUCCAGAUCAGCAUGAGACAGGAGAUGGAACUUGCUAUGAAGAUGCUGGAGAAAGAUGUCUGUGAGAAGCAAGAUGCCCUGGUGUCUCUGAGGCAGCAACUUGAUGAUCUCAGGGCUCUCAAGCAUGAAUUGGCCUUUAAGCUACAGAGUUCAGACUUAGGAGUAAAACAGAAAAGUGAACUAAACAGUCGUUUGGAAGAGAAGACUAAUCAGAUGGCUGCUACCAUUAAACAACUGGAACAAAGAUUGCGCCAGGCUGAGCGAGGCCGACAGUCUGCUGAGUUGGACAACCGGCUCUUCAAACAGGACUUUGGAGACAAGAUCAACAGCCUACAGCUGGAAGUGGAGGAGCUCACGAGGCAGCGGAACCAGCUUGAGUUGGAACUAAAACAAGAAAAGGAAAGAAGGUUACAAAUCAACAAGAGCAUCUCAGGAAAGGGAUCACAGAAGCCAGAACACAAGACGGAUGGAAAGCACAAAAUUCAAGAGGAAAAUGUUAAGUGCCUGGAAGAAGGCCACAGGCUACACUCACUCCCUACAGAUGAACAGCAGGAUUUGCUAAUGCCCUCUGAAAAGCCACAGAUGUGUCAACUGUGCCAAGAAGAUGGCAGCCUAACAAAGAAUGUGUGUAAGAACUGCAGAGGAACAUUCUGUAAUGCCUGCUCAACAAAUGAAUUGCCUCUUCCUUCCAGUAUCAAGCCUGAAAGAGUUUGCAACCCCUGUCACACACAGCUGAUGAAGCAGUAUUCUACCAGCCCAUCCUAAGUCUGGAGGCCAAGACCUGGACCAAACCGUUCAUGCAGGACUAACCUCUACCUUUGUUACCUAUCAAGACCCUCAAAAGCCCAGUCCUUAGAAUCAAAUGGAGUUCAUAGGAAAUAAACAUAUUAACUUAAAGGAAGUUGAUUUAAGUAAACCAGGUCCAGGGAGAAAAGGCUG